CGCCGAGCGCGGCCCCUCCGCGCCGCUGGCCGCGUGCAAGGAGGCUCUGCAUUGACGUCACAAUGACACGGUGAAGCUGAAGACAGGAGCUGGGAACAGUUCUUCUGCUUCACUUUUGAUAGUCGGGUGAAUUUGUCACCGCUCCCUUCCUUCCAGCAUGGCUAAGAGCGCAGAAGUGAAGCUGGCGAUUUUUGGUCGAGCUGGCGUGGGCAAGUCAGCUCUUGUUGUACGCUUCCUGACCAAACGGUUCAUCUGGGAGUAUGACCCGACACUAGAGUCUACAUAUCGUCACCAAGCUACCAUUGAUGAUGAAGUGGUUUCCAUGGAGAUACUAGAUACAGCUGGUCAGGAGGAUGCUAUUCAGAAAGAAGGACAUGUGCGAUGGGGUGAAGGCUUCGUGCUGGUUUAUGACAUCACGGACAGAGGCAGCUUUGAGGAAGUGCUGCCGCUUAAGAACUUGUUGGAUGAAGUUAAAAAACCCAAAAACGUCACCCUGAUCCUGGUGGGGAACAAAGCAGACUUGGAUCACUCCAGGCAGGUCAGCACAGAGGAAGGUGAAAAGCUGGCCACAGAACUAGCAUGUGCUUUUUAUGAGUGCUCUGCUUGCACAGGAGAGGGCAACAUUAUGGAGGCCUUCUAUGAGCUCUGUCGUGAGGUACGGCGUCGAAAGAUGGUCCAGGGCAAGACACGGAGACGAAGCUCCACCACCCACGUCAAGCAGGCAAUUAAUAAGAUGCUUACCAAAAUCAGCAGCUAAAAAGAGCUGUACUAAGCUAGAGAAGCAUUUUAGAGCAUAUUAGCUUGGAGUAGGGAUGAGGCAGGCAGAGCACAUUUAAUUAAAAAUGGUCAAAGCUUUGCAAUUAAAAUAAAUAGAAAAGACAAACCACACCACUUUUUUGAGUAACCUGGGGUCAGACUUUUUUCCUGUUUCGAAAUGUAUUUAGCCACACUGCUUCUGGCUAAUGUGGAAAAAAAAAAAAAAAAGAAAAAGAAAAAAAGCAAACUCCAAAGGACCAGAUGAUUGUGGGGAUUGGCACUGACAGAGCAUCUUCUGCUUCUACAAGGCUGGCUCCAAUCCCCUGCAAGUCAGUAGUGCCUAAACAUCAUUUCUGGCCAGCCAGCUGCUCAGUAGCCAUUGGAGAUUAAGAUUCAGCCCUCAGUCCAUCAACAACCAUCACAACCAGUGUUCUCAAGGACUGAAUACAUGUAGAGGCUGCUGUGUUGUACCAGAAAGUUCAUCUGACACCUUUCACCAGCUCUAAAUUGGUGCAUUGUGUGCUUUUACUCCAAACUGUCCUUCCUUGUUGUUAUUUUUGUCAAAUCUAUGAAUGCUGAUGUUCUUAGCAACGUACGCAAAAAAUAUAGGAAAGGUCUAUUUCAUGGAGUGUUUAGCCAGCAAGACACACAUUUCAACAGAGCUGAAGUUCAGCUGCUUUUCCAGAUCCUCUGAAACUGCAGAAUUCAUCAAGAAAUAAUCAGCUAGUCCAGUGGCAUUUCAGCAUUUCCCCCUGAAAGUGCAGUACUGUGCUUGGGGAAAUGGAGUGUAUGUGUUGGGAAAUCAAACUAAAAAAAUAACCAUAUUACUAUUGAUUUAGUUAUGGGUAGCUUUUAGCUUUUGUUUGCAUUUUUGUUUUGGUCUCUUACUUUACCUUACACCGAAGAAGAACUGAAUCCAUGGGAAGGCAAGCAUUUAAAGUCUAAGCCCAAAUGUAUAUCAGAUGUGAAUGGCCUCCACCAUAUCAAAAGGCCAUAAUUUCCAGUUGUUUAAACUUCCAGAUGUUGCUUGAAGCACUCUGUGGUUUAAACCAGCACAGGUUUUUUUGUGACUCUUAUCUGGCACAUUGAAGUGAAAGUGCAUUUUAUCAGAUUUUUAUGCCUGCGCUAAAAAGUGUCCAGUUUUUUCUCCUCCUUCCUCCUCCCUCAUACAUCUCAUUUAAGCCAGCUGUCAAGUUUUGCCUCCGGUCUACUUGGUUUGUUAACUGUAUGCUAAGAGAUGCAAGAAUGCAGACUGGAAGAUUUUCAUUCAGAUUGUGCUGGUGUCCCACCAGUUGUGUUGCAUCCCUUUAGACAGCAUGGUGUGCAGCUCAGACUGGCAUCAUGUAGAACCACAGCCAAAGGUUGGAAUGACAAAUGGGAAUUUUAGCAGUAUUCUUUUUUGAGGAACAGCCCACUUGUAGCAAGUAGUUACAACUUCAUUCUCCACUGCUUUGUACUUCAUAUAGUUAUUUGCCUUUCUGAGGAAGUAACACCAAAAGGCUAUCAAACACAAAUUACCACAGAUGUAGGAGAGUGAGGAUAUCUGGUUGACUAGCACUUUAUACAGUUAUAGGGAGCCAUAUAAGUGGUGGAACAGGCUGGAGAAUCAAGCCCUGUCAACAGAGAAAAGUCCCAAGUCAGGACUUUUUUCAAAAGGAUUGGCUUAAAGAUACUUUAUCACAGUACAUUUUUUUUAAACAUUCUCAUCUACCCAACCAGCAUCAAAGAUCAUCACAUUCAGAUGUGUAUUUUAUUUGUGCUGCUGUUUGUUUUCUCUGUUUCCACUAUUCUAGAUAGUGAAAACUCAUUUCACUCUUCUGGAAUCAAUGUCUAUAUUUUGGUCCUCAUAUUCAGGUAUGUUGCCAUACAUCAGCUAGACACACUGCAAUGGAAACCUCACUAUGUGCUUCUGGGCAGGGGGUUCCUGCAACAGGUGAUAUCACUAUCUCUGUGACACACCUGUUCCCAAACUAUUCAUUAUAUCACUAACUUUUGUAAAAAAAAAAAAAAAAAAAAUUAGUAAUGCAGAAUCAAUGAGUGUAAAAGAAAGAGCUAGUGCCUGUUCAUGCACCAGUAGUCAUUAGCUGAAAGUCUGAACUUGCAACCGUGUAUGUUGCAUUAGGAACCAGAGUGAGCACUUGCAAGUUGAGGACUAAGUCAUUCUGUUUUCUUUCAAAUCAGUGCUGUUGCACAAAUCUGAAGUAAACAGAAUCCUUACCUGCAAUCCCAUGGCAACGUAGCUGAGAGGAAAGUCUUUAUAUUGGUAUGCUAAGCAAUUGAUUUAUCCCUCUCUAAGACAACUUCAACAGUUCUUUUCUCCGAAAACCUUUCUUGGGGUUCAGACCUGAGCUGCAUUUAAAAUGCAAAAAGGUAAUAUAUGAAUGAUAAGAGAAAAUAAUCAUAUUCAUAUUAGUAUAGUUGAAAGGAAGGAGAGGCUAAGCUGUGGCCCUCAUACUUUCCAAAACAAUUCCAGAAAGUUAUAUCUUCUUUUAUAAUGUCUGCAUGGAGAAAUUACAAAAUCCUGGUGAAAGAAAAUGUUCCACUGUGCAAACAUGACUUGUUAUAUAAAGAACCUCUAAUAAAAAUAGUACCAUUCCUUUGCAAAGACUGAAUUUGGAAACUGCCAAACAUGAUAAACACCCGGUCAAAAAGGAGGCUGCUAUUUUGUGACCUUUCCUCCCACACAAACACAAAUUUUACUUAAUUGCUCAUUAAUUUUUUUUCCUCGGUGUAAUGGGCUGCUUGUCAAGCCAGUUAUAGUAUAUUAUAAUCUGUUGAUACAUAUUACAUACAUAGUAUUAAAUGCAAUCUGAUUUACUGUUGCUCACAAUCUUGCAACAUCUUAUUGGCUAUGCUAUAAAUGUGUCAUAUUUCUACAAUUUGCAAAUUGAGCCAAAAAGUGCCCAAGCAUUGAAAAGGCCAAAUGCAACAUGGACCCACAUUCGGUAGCCUUUCUGCAGCAGACAUCAACAGUUUAAAUUCUGUUUCUACUGCUGCUAUUUAAAUGUACAUGUAUGACACUAACAUUAAAUUUCUCUCCUCUGCCCAUUGUCAUUUCUGCAGAGAGAGGAUGGGAAGGACAAUAAACAAAAAGGGGGAGGAAAGGUGAAAUGGAUACUUGUUACCUACAACAAGUUGAUUGUCAUUUAUGAAGUUUUUAAAUAUUUAUCUUCAAUUGAUGAAGAGUUAGUCAUGCCCAUGCUGCAAGACCUGGAUCAGGAACCAAGACUUCCCUAGAACUUUGAGAAUCUUCAUAUCUGGGGGUUCGGUGCAACCACGGAUGGAAGUGAGGAUCAGCCACUGGGUUUGCACCUGGAUCCAGACAAGUUGUCCCCAAACCUGGGGAUAGUUGCAUCUGGCAGUUUGCUAUAAGGCUAGUUGAUUUUUAUAUAUAUAAUGAUCUGUAUGCAUUUUUACAUUCAAAAUAUGAAAGCUUGUGCUUGUAGAUAAUAUAUAAGAAAAAAAUAAAAAUAAAAAUAAAAAAAAUAGUGCGCUCUGUA
Harpia harpyja (harpy eagle) is the source of this 4256-nucleotide messenger RNA. It is a transcript of the gene RERG, whose product is annotated as RAS like estrogen regulated growth inhibitor. Bases 158 to 757 code for a protein of 199 amino acids. The transcript is spliced from 5 exons. The record is from RefSeq and is a predicted model, not a curated record. NCBI's taxonomy places the organism in Eukaryota, Metazoa, Chordata, Aves, Accipitriformes, Accipitridae. Gene Ontology annotation, molecular function: GTP binding; GTPase activity.